Messenger RNA from Misgurnus anguillicaudatus (oriental weatherfish), 1113 nucleotides. RefSeq names its product cornifelin homolog B. The record is from RefSeq and is a predicted model, not a curated record. Lineage: Eukaryota; Metazoa; Chordata; Actinopteri; Cypriniformes; Cobitidae.
GCAAAUGUUAAAAGUGUAAAUCUGUAUCUAUACAUUCCCGACAUCCUCCCUCCCCUCUAAAUAAAACAGCAGUGUCGGCCACUGAAAGCUGUCAGACACCUGCUGAACACCACACUGUCUCAGUUUUUUAGAGCAAUCUGAGAAACAUUUAACAUGGCAUCCAAGAUGAUAAUUCAGCAGCCCAAGCCUCUCGUGGUGUCUGCUGCCUCAGACCAGUGGAGUACCAGCAUCUGUGAAUGUGACAAUGUUAAUGAAUGUUGUUUUUCCGUGUGGUGCUUUCCCUGCUUCGCCUGCAUUACAGCCAGAGAUCAUGGAGAAUGUCUUUGUCUGCCUCUGCUGGACAGCUGUGGAGCAAUCCCCCCAAUAACGCUCUCCAUGAGGGUGUCCACACGCCGACGCUAUGGAAUCUCGGACACUAUCUGCAAUGACUGCGUGUAUUCUUACUUCUGUGGCCCUUGCUCAUGGUGCCAGAUCAGAAGAGAGAUGAAGGCGAGACUCCACCCUAUCACUCUAUUUAACAACAGGGCUACAUAAAUAUCAUCAUCAUCAUAGUACAUUAUCUUCAGCACUUCUUGCCAUUGUCUUCUCCAUCACGCUUGUCUUUAUUCGGAUCAUUGGUCAUGUCAGUCACACACAAAGACUUGCUUGCUCUGCAUCUCAGAUCUGGGUUUUGAUCUCCUUUUCCCGCCCACACACACACUGAUCGGAGAUCAGUUUUCAUGGUGUCACUGUGGAAUGUCUUUCAAGCUUCGUUGGUGUUCAGCUCUGAUCCGGGGAGUGUUAUGGAGUGAAGAAUUUAAUGCUGUUUACUUAUGAACACAAGCUGUCCCACUGAUGAAUAACACAUUUGGAAAUCUGAAACAAAUUUAAUAUUACUGUAGUCACAACAUGUUUUCUGACACUCUAGUAGUAUGAAUGGUUUUACUUUUGAGAUUACUUUUAUUAGAUCUGAUUGUCUGCUACUUUAAAAUAUUAGUUUAACAGCAGAUUGUUUAGUUAUUGAAAAUGUGACACUAUAGCUGUUAUUUAUGUUAAAAAUGUAUGAAAAAUAUGUUUUGUGUGUGUGUAUGUUUGUGCACACUUGUCUAGGUGGAUGAAAAUAACAUGUUUGAC